Dujonia railenensis is the source of this 681-nucleotide messenger RNA. The record is from the annotation of a GenBank genome assembly. NCBI's taxonomy places the organism in Eukaryota, Fungi, Ascomycota, Pichiomycetes, Serinales, Debaryomycetaceae.
AUGUCGUCGAUGCUUGACUAUGUCAAAAAACAGAUAUAUGGACCAGAUCCAAAGGAACAAAUGAGAAAAAUCAACCAACUUCUCCGAAAAAACAAGAGAGAAUUGGACCGUUCCCUUAAUCAACUCCAACCGUUAAAGAAGAAGACGGAGCUGCUCAUCAAGAAGUCCGCCAAAGAAAAGGACUAUAAGUCAGCCAAGAUCUAUGCACGCGAGCUCAUUAAUGUAAAUAAGCAGUACAACAAGCUCUAUACUCUGAAGACGAGAAUAGAUUCGAUCACCAUGGCCAUCAAUGAGCAGUGGUCUAUGAAUAAGUUGACCGAGUCAUUGCAAGCGCUGACCGGGAUAAUGCGGGAUGUGAAUAGUUUGGUGAACUUGGGUGUAGUUCUGGGAACGAUGCAAGAACUUCUGAAGGAAUUGAUGAAGGCAGGGGUUAUCAACGAAAUGAUGGACGAUAUGGUUGACCUUGAUAUGGAAGACGAUGAGUUGGAGAGUGAGAGUCAAGACGAGGUGAACAAGAUAAUCCAGAGCUUGACGGAAGCGAAAUUCAGCAAGAUUGAGAGCGAGGUGCCCACUUCUAGUAUAGAGAACCCAGUUGAACUGGAACCAGAAGCUGAAGAAGAAGAAGAAGAUUAUGAAGCUUUGAAUCAGAUGAGGGAAAGGUUGAAAGCCCUUCAAAACUGA